AUGUCGUCUUGGAAAUAUAGUAAAGAACGACUUUUAAAACAUGAAUAUUGUGCACAUAUUAUUAAUGCUAAAAAGGUUAUAUGUAUUUGUGGCAAAACAAUCAAACUUAAUAGGCGGUAUGAAGAAGAUUACUUAAAUCGUCAUGCAAAAAGCUCUGGCUGUAAAGCAAAAGAAGGUCAAAGGACAAUUUACAACUUUUUUAAACCUGUUCAAGUUGAAAAUAUGGAAAGUUCGGAAGAUGAAUUUGAUUCUAAUAUAUAUGAUAACAUGGAUGAUGAUGAUUUGUUACAAAUAGAUGAAAGUAGCGAUAGUGAUGACAAUAUUUCGAUUUCAUCUCUUAUUACUGAUAACGAUGAAACAAAUACAGAUCAGUAUUCAAAAAAACGCCAAAUGUGUAAAGGACUUCGAUCAGAACAAAUAUCCUCAUAUAUUAAACGUACUCCAGCACAAUUUGGCGGCUCAAGACGCAUUGAAAAUAUAGCAUGUGAAUUGUUUCCUAGAUUUUUAGGUAAAAGUUUCUCUCGCAAGAAGUUGAAUUUUGAAGAAAAAAGAAAAUUAAAUCGAACUUUGUAUGCUGAAUCAGUAUGGCAAAUAGAUAGAUCAUGCAAUUCCGUUCGUUCAAAAACAUGUAAUGGCUACGCUGAACAUGGAAAUAUUUGUAAUGAGUGCUGCUAUAUAAGAUCUGACAAGAGACUGUGUACAAAUAUUACUAAAAGAGUCCCAUCACCUGAGAAUGUUAAGUUUACCCCAAAAUAUUACUGGGAGGAUAAUGCAUUAAAAGAACAUCUUAAGAAUAAUCAUCUUCGGGACAUAUGGAAUUUACUUAAUGAUGAUAGUGAUUGUAAUAAUGGUAGCAAAAUAUGGAUUACUUUAGCUGACAAAGCACUUCAGGGUGCAUUUGAUUAUAAGCCAAUUUUUGUUGGGUUAUGUGAAGUUAUGAAUGAUGCAGCAGAGCAAAAAAUCAAAAAUAAGGGCAAACAAAAUAUUAAAUAUUCUGAAGAAUUUACUAACUUCUUAGUGAUCUUAGGAGAUUGUCUCACCAAUCCAGAUCUUUGCUAUGAAAAUGUUGCGAAAUUUAAACGCUUAAUUGAUACUAUUAAGUACAAUGGUCCAAUAGCUGCUAUGACAGAUAAUACAAAAUUAAAAUCAUGUUUAAGAUAUUCACCACAACUUGGAUGCAUUGUUGGUUCAAUUUUACCUAAUGAUCAAACAAAAGUAAUUAUCUAUGGCGAUAUUCCAAAAAUUAUCAAUAAUAUUAAAAAUCAAAUGGCAAUUGCUAAAGAUGUUCGUGCAUACAUUCUCCAAGUACCGCUACCCAAGUUUCCUCCAGUUGUGAUUGCUUUAAUUCCUAACAAAUCAAAAGAUACUGCUGAUGACAUUUCAAUAUUACAUAAAAAAUUAAUUCAAGAAAUUGCACCGCGUUUACAACUUCAUAUUUUGUCAAUUGGAUCAGAUGGAGCAAUUGUUGAAUUUCAAGCACAGGAAAAAAUACUUACAAUUCAAACACCAGAACAACUUUCUAUUCGUGAUAAUAGCUUAAAUAUUCAUUUUAGUUGUCCAAUUUUUAAUAAUGUUGGUCCUAUUAUUCUUGUACAGGAUCCAAAACAUGCAAAAAAAACUGCUCGCAAUGCUUUAAUGUCUGGAGCCCGUUUAUUGACAUUUGGAAAUUCAUCAGCUCGGUAUUCUCAUUUUCUCAAUCUUAUUGGACGUCAUGAUUCAAUUAUGUAUAAAAAUGAUGUUAUAAAAUUAGAUUGUCAAGAUGAUGCUGCAGCGUAUAGAACAUUUUGCUCUUCAAAUUUAAAACAAUGCUUGACCAUGGAUUAUAAAAUACAAUCUGAAAUGGAUGGUUUUUUUAUAUACCUAUUUGUGAUAGGUGAAAUUGUAGAUAGUUAUCUUAAUCGUAAUAUUACUCCUAUUGAAAGAAUAAGAAUGGCAAUGACUGGUUUUUUCUUCUUACACCUUUGGCAAUUCCAUAUUAAGACGCUUGCACAAAGAUAUCCUGAUUUUAUUACGAUAAACCAGAAUUUUUUGGCUGACCAAACAUUUUCAAUACUUACUUCUCUUUGUCAAUCAAUGGUUUUAUUAGUCAAGGCCCAUCUUGAAUAUUAUUCUCAAAUACCUUUAAUUCCUUGGAUGCAUGGUACUGAACCUUGUGAGCAUUUUUUUGGUGUAGCAAGACAAAUAAAUCCUGAUUUUAGCUUUGCAGAAAUCAUCCAAAUGCUACCAAAAAUAUCACAAUAUACAAAAGCACUUAGAAAUAAGAAACUAAAUUUUGAAAAAGGAAAAUCUGUUCGUGAAGAUAAACAAAUAUCACAAACUUUUCAUCAUUCACAACAUUUAGCAAGAGAACUUGCUGAAUUUCUUGGAAUGAUUCAGCCAUCUACCUUAUUAAUCAAUAACAAUACUCCUACAAUUUUUAUUGAUAUUAAUGAUGAAGAAAAUUUACAUGACAAUGAUGAAAGUGAACUAUCUGACGAUUGUGAAAUUGAUUUAUCUACAGCAAUUAACAAAGCCUCUUCCGAAAUACAAAAAAUUAAUGAACAAUUAGAAGAAAACCUUGAAAAUGAAUAG
Molecule: messenger RNA, 2571 nt
Organism: Rhizophagus irregularis DAOM 181602=DAOM 197198
Lineage: Eukaryota; Fungi; Glomeromycota; Glomeromycetes; Glomerales; Glomeraceae
Source: RefSeq, a predicted model, not a curated record